AGCACGCUGUAUCACUGCACUCUCUCAUUAGCCUUGUUACAUCUAACAAACCACUUUGCUCAACAAUGAUUGCUGAUGCCAGCCAGAUGAAGGCUCUGUAUGAUGCCAACGGUUACCUGACAGCUAUACCUGUGCUAGAUAAGAAUGAACUAGAUCUGGCUCGUAAGGAAUAUGAAAAACUGGAAGAAAAGUUUGGUAAGGAAUAUACUCAGUACAGCCUGCACAACAUACACAUGCAGUAUGAGUGGGUAAUGAAUCUGACCGUCCAUCCCAACCUGCUGAAAGCUAUCACUGCUGUUCUGGGGCCUGAUGUCAUUCUGCUGGACUCUAGAUUUAUCUGUAAAUAUUCCUCUAGUGACGUCCCACACAAGGAAAAUACAGCUCCAUAUGUUGCUUGGCAUCAGGACAUCAAAUACUGGGGGUUUGAAGGAGGUCCUGUAGCAUCAGUCUGGCUCGCAUUUGAUGACGUGGACAGUGAAAAUGGAGUCCUGCAAGUAAUCCCAGGAAGCCAUAAACAAGGCAUUCUGGAGCACAGAAAUGCAGUUGUCCCAGGAAACAUGCUGACAGCCAAUCAGGAGAUACCGAGUCACCUGGUGCAGGUGGAAGACGCUGUUGAGUGUCCUCUAAAAGCAGGAGAGAUGUCUGUGCAUGAUGGGUUAACUGUCCAUUUUAGUGAGCCCAAUAUGUCCAACAGAAGAAGAUGUGGAUUUGUCAUCCGUUAUGUUCCCACCUGUGCAUACCCUGUUGAGGAUCCUGAUCGUCCUCGAACAUUUCCUGCAACAGUGCUAGUGGCUGGAAAAGAUGAAUUUCAGAAUUUUCAAAAUCACUCUCCUAAUUUUUUCAGCAACAAGUUUUAAUUUAGAAAAAUGCCACAGAGUUUUCUAGGUUAAAAUAAAAUCACUUUAACCCUCUUAAAUUGUUCCACACAUUUAAACUGUCACACAAAGAUGAUGUAAUGCAUGAAAAUCUUUUUUGAAAAUCUUUUUAAUGCAACAAGAAUGAGUUGUAUAUGAAAAACUUCACAAUGUCACCAUUUUCACUAUGUUAUUGUUGUGUAAAUAACAUAUUCACUCAAUCUAGGAUUACCAUAUUUAUUAAAACAUUAUUUAAAUAUUUAUUUUCUCAUACCUUACUAUAUGUUCAAUAGUAAAUAAUAAUUUAUUUGUAUUUGUCUGUUUAAAAUAAAACAUUUUAUAUCAAAA
Bombina bombina (fire-bellied toad) is the source of this 1202-nucleotide messenger RNA. RefSeq names its product L-threonyl-[L-threonyl-carrier protein] 4-chlorinase. NCBI's taxonomy places the organism in Eukaryota, Metazoa, Chordata, Amphibia, Anura, Bombinatoridae. The coding region runs from base 66 to 857 and encodes 263 amino acids. The record is from RefSeq and is a predicted model, not a curated record. The transcript has 6 exons.